Messenger RNA from Lathyrus sativus (Indian pea), 486 nucleotides. Lineage: Eukaryota; Viridiplantae; Streptophyta; Magnoliopsida; Fabales; Fabaceae. The record is from the annotation of a GenBank genome assembly.
AUGGAGAACAAAACAUCAUCAUCGGCAAAAUUAAAAACUGUUGAUGUGGAUGUACCCCUUCAUACCAUAGGAUUUGAGUUUGAAGAUAUAUCAGCAGACAAAGUUUCUGGCAAUCUUCAUCUCACCCAAAAAUGUUGCCAGCCAUAUAACAUGCUUCAUGGAGGUGUAUCAGCAUUGGUAGCAGAAGCACUAGCCAGUAUUGGAGCACAUGUUGCUUGUGGUUAUAAAAGGGUUGUAGGAAUUCAACUUAGCAUCAAUCAUUUGAAAUCAGCUGUGAUUGGUGACUUUAUUCAUGCUGAAGCCACACCUUUGACUGUUGGCAAAUCCAUCCAGGUGUGGGAUGUGAGAAUCUGGAAGAUUGAUCCUUCAAACUCACAAAGCAGAUUGUUGAUUGCAUCUUCUAGAGUAACUGUUAAAUGCAACAUGCCCGUUCCAAAAAAUGGCAAAGAUGCCGACGACUGGUUAAAGAAGCACUCAAAAUUGUAG